UGCACCAUAAAAAUUCAAAUAUUUCACCGCCAAAAAUAUCGACAAUCGAUGGAAAAUAUCGAGCGUUCCUUUGAUUUUAUAUUUAAAUGACUAAACGUAGAGGGAGCAUAGUAUGCGUUCUAAAUUAAGAAAUAUUUAAGCGUGCAAAGUAUGUACUUACAUUUAAUACGGAGUAGGAGAUAGAUCGCUAGCGAAUCGGAAAACUUUCAAAGUUGUUGGUCCAUGAAUACCCAUAUAUUUGUAAACCGCGAACGUAUAUAGUCGAAAUAAUGACCCAGCUAUUCAGUCUGUUUGUCUUUUUUGUAUUCGUAAGAGCAGACACCCAUGGAUUUACAAACAUUUAUCCAAAAUUGAAGAAAUUUGUUCUUGAUAAAAAUGCAGAUGUGGGUGAGCCUCUUUUUCUAACACCACUUAUUGAAAGUGGAAAGAUCGAUGAGGCACGAAAGGAAGCUAUUGUUGAACACAAGGAGAUAGGUGCGGUUAGCAGCUACGCUGGCUACUUUACAGUGAAUAAGGAAUACAAUUCUAAUUUAUUCUUCUGGUUUUUCCCUGCACAGCAUAAUCCGAAGGAUGCACCAGUAGUAUUGUGGUUACAAGGUGGUCCAGGAGCAACAUCCUUAUUUGGUCUUUUCAUGGAAAAUGGGCCGUUUUUUGUUACUUCAAACAUAACUCUUGCACCGCGUAAAUAUUCCUGGAGUAUUUCUCAUAACUUAAUUUACAUUGAUAAUCCAGUUGGGACCGGAUAUAGUUUUACUAAGAAUGAUAAAGGCUAUGCUAGUAAUGAAACUCAAGUUGGAAGAGACAUUCACAACGUUUUAGUACAGUUCUUUAAACUUUUCCCAGAGCUUCAGAAUAAUGAUUUUUUUGUUACUGGCGAAUCUUAUGGUGGCAAAUAUGUACCUGCUGUUUCUCAUGCCAUCAAAGACUAUAAUAUUAAGGCGGAAACUAAAAUAAAUCUAAAGGGUUUGGCGAUAGGAAAUGGAUUUACAGAUCCCGAACAUCAACUUUUAUAUGGCGAUUAUUUAUAUCAACUUGGUAUAAUAGAUUUAAAUGGAAAAAAUUUGUUCCAUCAAUAUGAGAAAAAAGCACAUGAUUUAAUUGAGCAAAAAAAAUAUGUAGAUGCUUUUGAGUUGUUUAACACGUUACUCUCUGGUGAUUACAAUUCUCCAUCUCUCUUUACAAAUAUAACUGGUUUUAAUUAUUACUUUAAUUAUUUACGGACAGAAGAUACUAACGAAUCUCAAUGGAUGUCAGAGUGGGUACAGAGAGACGACGUUAGGCGUGCGAUACAUGUAGGCAAUUGUUCCUUUAAUCUUGAAACUAAAAAUGUUGAAGAUCAUUUAAAAGGAGAUAUCAUGCAGUCUUUAGCUAUACUGGUGUCAGAUUUGGUACAACAUUAUAGGGUACUUAUUUAUAAUGGUCAACUUGAUAUUAUUGUAGCAUAUCCGCUCACUGUUAAUUACUUGCAAAAUUUGAAAUGGCCUGGUGCAAAGAAAUAUAAAACUGUUGAUCGGAAACAAUGGUGGGUACAAGACGAGUUAGCUGGUUACACAAAAUCUGUCGAUAAUUUAACAGAAGUUCUUGUGCGAAAUGCAGGUCAUAUGGUCCCAUACGAUCAACCUCGUUGGGCUCUUGAUCUUAUUACCCGCUUUACACAUAACAAAAAAUUCAAAUAAGUUGCCGAAUAAGGGCUUGCAGCGAAAUGUAUGUGAUACUCUUUGUUAUAGGCAUUGAGGCUAUUUUUAUUACUUUUCAUAUAAUAAUAUAUAGAUUUAUAUAUAGAUGUAGAGGAAAAAGUUAAACGAACAAAUGUAUACAAACUAGAAUAAAGUUAUGAUUACAUGAAAA
Vespula pensylvanica (western yellowjacket) is the source of this 1848-nucleotide messenger RNA. Its product is annotated as venom serine carboxypeptidase. NCBI's taxonomy places the organism in Eukaryota, Metazoa, Arthropoda, Insecta, Hymenoptera, Vespidae. Gene Ontology annotation, molecular function: serine-type carboxypeptidase activity. The record is from RefSeq and is a predicted model, not a curated record. The transcript is spliced from 2 exons. Gene Ontology annotation, biological process: proteolysis. Bases 270 to 1676 code for a protein of 468 amino acids.